AUGAUGAAAUAAUAAUCAAAUCCAAUCCCAUAGUAAAAUCUAACAAAGAAAAACUAUCAAACGAAAACGGAGAGGAACAGUAAACCUUUAAAAAGCAAUGCUAGCUACAAGAAAAAGGGCGAUAAGAUUUUGAAAGAAAGCAGUAGUAUGUUUAAAAAUACUAUAGAUUUCAAAAAUGGAUAAACUUUGAACUCUUCACAUUUAUUCUCUUUGAGUUCAACUUUUGAUAGAUCACCUAGGUAACUCAAUUAAGACUUCUAAAGGGGAAUUACAAGUAAUCAUAACAUAAAGAAGUCAAUAAAUCCUCUAACGAGAAUUGAAAGUUAAAACAAUUCUAUAUUGAGUUAAUCGUUGAAAUCUUCAACCUAGAGAUUAUCAAUCUUUUCCGAUAAAGGUACGAUUAAUAAUUCCAAAGCAUAUCAAUAAAAUAAUCAAAAUAGCAAUAAAAGAGCAUCAACAAUAAUACAAACAUUCUCUCCAGAUCUGAACAGAUUCGUAUAAAAUAAUAAAUUUCACGAAUUAAGAAUUGAGACAGCUUUUGAUGGAGAAGACUCAAUACAGUUUCACGAAUUCGGAUAGAUUGACUAGAAUCACAUAAGAUUAAUUCCUUAAAGUUUUUAAGCAAAUAAAAGUCCUAAUGAAUCGAGAAUUGACAUACAUACAGCUGUUGAAUCGUUUGAAGACCUUGAACCUAGUCCUAUAAAUGAUAUUCAUAUAUUAUCCUAAAGUCCUGGCCUCAUUAAAUAAAAUACUUUGUUCGAGUACAUCUAAGAACUUAAACGAAAUGAGAUGAGUAUGAAUGAUACAGUAUUAAUGCAAGAAAAUGCAGUUUUAGUAAAUAGAGAAUCAUUCAGUAAAAAGGAUGCGCCUUAGCAAAAUAAGCUGAACUAGCUUAAGCAAAAACAAAGCUUAGUAACCGGCAUUAGUUUUUAUUCAUAAAGCAGUUUCUCAGAUAGGAAAAACAGAGUUACUAAUUAAUCGCCUCACCCUACAAUGCUUAGUAAUUAUGAUAAGGAAUUAAUACCCAUAAAAGACACAGAAAGGGAAGAUUCAAAAAAAUCAGAUAGUGAUUAAUACGUUAUUAAACUUAUAAAAUGCCCGAUAUCAAUAGACGAGGAAGGAACUUAAAAGUACUCAUCAAUGGUUUUGACUUCCAACUAAAAGGUUCUAACAACCAGAUAACAAUAUUUAGAGGAUGAUGUCUAGUAUCCAAUGUUAAAUUCUUCAAUGGAGUUGAGACUAGAUUUAUUAAGAAUUCCGAAACUUGACAAGCAUACACGAUCUUGCGGCAAUAAAAGAUCUUAAACCUUAACACCCAUAAAAUAGUUUAUUGGCUCGAGUUUGUUCAAAUAAACUAAAUCAGGAGGUGAGUAAGUUGAGUAAUUCAACCCUGGUGAAACGAAUGCAGAGAGAAAGAAUACAGAUAAUAUAGAGUGGAGAGAAAAGGCUUUAACUUAUUUACUAUAACUCAGAGAUAAAGACCGAGAAAUUAUUGGAUUGAAAUAAGAGAAUCAAUCCCUAAGGCAAAUGCUUAAUUAUAUCUUAUAGUCCAAAUUGUCACCUUGA
Molecule: messenger RNA, 1566 nt
Organism: Stylonychia lemnae
Lineage: Eukaryota; Ciliophora; Spirotrichea; Sporadotrichida; Oxytrichidae
Source: the annotation of a GenBank genome assembly